Molecule: messenger RNA, 1474 nt
Organism: Aspergillus ibericus CBS 121593
Lineage: Eukaryota; Fungi; Ascomycota; Eurotiomycetes; Eurotiales; Aspergillaceae
Product: DUF2293 domain-containing protein
Exons: 3
Coding region: 394-1236 (280 amino acids)
Source: RefSeq, a predicted model, not a curated record
GUGCUGUGUCAAGUCACUCCUUCCUUGGGCAUCAGGAUCCCAACUUUUUUUCAGCCAGAACUACAGUCAAACACAUCACUUACAAAGCAAUCUUCCGGUUAGCAUAGAUUGCUGAAUUAAAGAAAGGACUGUUCCGCCAUCGUUCUUUCAUAAUGGACAUUCCCUUCACUACUCCAUACCCCUUCCUAUAAGACCCACCAACUGCAAAGCGCUCGUCGACUUCACUCCCCGUUUGGCCCCUUUCACAAAGAAGCAAUAGCCCAUGGGGCUUUAGCAGAAUCCAAGUGUACCCUGCAAGAUUCAAUCGUGUUUGGUCUACUUUUUGCUGCUAUACUACUAUUGUCAGAAUAUUCAUCUGAAUGACUAUUUCUUUCGCUCUAUGAGAUCUUAGAGAUGUCGCGCACUCCAAAGAAAACCCCUCGUUCCGGAGCCGCCAGAAGAUUAAACGGCGGCAAAAAGAUCCUCGGGAGAAGUGCGAUCACCCCGAGAUCGCCCCGGUCCAUCUUAGCCCAGGCUCGCAGGAACAGUCUUCUAAAGAAACGAGACCGUGGCGACUUUGUCGGCGUUGCAAAGAGCAGCAAGACCGAGCGCGGAAGUCCCAAAGUAGGGAGGUAUGCCAGACUGAGUAUACUUCCACCAUCAACCGAGCCACUAGAAAAGAACUGUUUUGAACGGGAGGCUUCUCCUGCGCGCUAUGUGUUUGUUCCCAAGGGAGACGUUUACAUUACUCGCCAUUGCCGAAGUAAGACAAAGGAGUCUGGUCAGGUUGUCUACAUGGUUUAUGAUAAUCGAGGCAAAAACACUCUUGGCCUCCGCGUCCCCGCUGAUGUCCAUGCGGCCGUCCUCCAGUCUGCAGCUGAAACAGCCGAGUCACGCGCCCACGCCGUUAAGCUUCGUGACGACAAAGAUUCGGGCCGGGCCCGCGAGCUAUUGCGCACUCACUUUCCGUUGAUGCCGGAGGAUUCGUUGAACACUGUUCUUCAGCAUGCUUUUCUCAAGGGCACUGGGCGUGUCGGGCGGGUCUCCAAGUUAUCGGAUGAACGUAAGGCGAACUUGGCUGUUGAGGCUCAUAUUCGGCACACCCAUACUCUCUACGAAUCGCUCCUGAAGUCCGGGAAGGGGCGCGACCUGGCUCGGAAAGCGACCAGGGAGGUGGUUCAGGCUAUCAAGACCACCUGGGCGGGUGGCAGUGUCCAGCCAACGGACUGUCUCACUAUGCGCAGUCGACUGGAGUAGUGCACCGAUCGAAGAUAAGCGAAGCCCUACGCUAUUUCUUCCUUUUAACCAGUUGGCUGCAAUUGAUUUGGUUUUAACAUUCAUGUGCGAGGUCGCAACACCUUGCAUGAUUGCAGCGUUUCGUUCUGUUUGGCGUACUAUGAGCAGCAUGAUGAUUAUGACGCAUUUAUGAUUAGAUUAACUAUAGACUAGACGCUCGAGCUAAUACCGCAAUCUUUUAAUUCAAGGCAUUCUUGAC